Molecule: messenger RNA, 1284 nt
Organism: Pseudogymnoascus verrucosus
Lineage: Eukaryota; Fungi; Ascomycota; Leotiomycetes; Thelebolales; Thelebolaceae
Exons: 2
Coding region: 349-1284 (311 amino acids)
Biological process (GO): intracellular manganese ion homeostasis
Cellular component (GO): fungal-type vacuole membrane
Molecular function (GO): iron ion transmembrane transporter activity; manganese ion transmembrane transporter activity
Source: RefSeq, a predicted model, not a curated record
AAGGGACUUUCCUCCCCGGGGUGAGGAGGGGAGAUAGUUUGGUAUUGUUGGUUUUGUUUUGAAUUAAGACGUUUACGUUGACGAGACUGAGGAACCUAUAAAUACGAAUGUUGGUGAUGUGAGAACGGGAAGAGACGACGUCAAUAAGGAAACAACAACCUAUAAACAUAACAACCUAUAAACAUAACACCUCGACCAAACCAAACCAACGACCUAGAAUAUAUCACUACAGCUACUACUACUCUACCAUCACAGCUCAGUCAGAGCAGGUGCCAGCUCAGAUCUCCAGGAUCGAGCAUCCUACGCCUUUCUUUCACCAGCGAGCUCACCACACAAAGAGAAAGCAAGAUGUCCCUCGUCUUUCUCAAGAACCUAUUUUUCCGCUCCUCCUCCUCCGCCUCUUCACCACAGUCGAUACACUCCCGGACAUCGACGUCGAAUAAAGCACAGUGCGCCCACGCACAACAAACAGAGCACUCCCCCCUCCUCCCCACGUCCUCCCCGCCAUCACCACCAACAUCCACCUACUCCACCACCAGCACCGACCUCGAAGCCCUCCGCCCCUCCUCGCCAACACCAUCAAGCAACUCCAGCUUCACAUUCCCGCGCAUCGACGCGAGGUUAAUAAGCGAUGCUACCAUCGGGCUGAGCGAUGGUCUCACGGUGCCAUUCGCGUUGACGGCGGGGUUGAGCGCGUUAGGGGAUACGAGGGUUGUUAUUUACGGGGGACUGGCGGAGUUGGUUGCGGGUGCUAUAAGUAUGGGGCUUGGUGGGUGGUUGGGGGCGAAGAGUGAGCUUGCGAGUUACAAAGCAACAGAAGCCGAAACAGCAGCCCGCAUCGCCGCCGCCCCCUCAACCCUGCACGACGAACUAACCGCCCUCUUCGAACCCUACUCCAUCCCCCCCAGCACCCUCGCCCCCCUAACAACCCACCUCCUCACUUCCCCCUCCCUCCUCCCCUUCCUCAUGCGAAUCGAACACUGUCUCCCCGAACCGCACCCCCACCGCGCCUUGGCGUCCGCAAUCACGAUCGCAUCAGCGUAUUUCUUGGGGGGGUUGCUGCCGCUGGUGCCGUAUUUCUUUGUGGAGGAGGUGGAGAGGGGGUUGUGGGUUAGUGUGGGGGUUAUGGCGGUUGCGCUUUGGGUGUUUGGGUGGGUGAAGACGGGGGUUUGUGGGGGGGGGAGGUGGGAGAGGGUGAAAGGGGGGGGAGAGAUGGUGGUGGUGGGGGGGGUGGCGGCGGGGGCGGCGAUGGGGUUGGUUAGGGCUUUUGGGGCGGGGGAGUAG